AUGUUUCAUCUGGGUGUUGUAGGAGGCCAGGAAAGACCUUUCUAUUUGAUCCUAGAAGCUGAGAGUGUGCUCUGCACUGCCUGGAUAAGACCAGCUUCUGGAAGUUCUGUGUAUUCAGAAUGGACCUAUUUACCUGCAACUGGAGCACUAUUGCCAGUUUCAGCAAAGAACCUACAUUGCCCCAAAAAAACAUUGUUUCCUAUUACAAGGUACAAUCUUGGCUCUUUUGCCAUGAGAAAGACUGUUCUUGGAAACGUACUCCAGAGACUUUCUUAUUUAACCAGGGUACCAAUUGCAUUGCUGCAUAAUUUCCCUGCUGAGGCCCUAUGA
Molecule: messenger RNA, 330 nt
Organism: Hipposideros armiger (great roundleaf bat)
Lineage: Eukaryota; Metazoa; Chordata; Mammalia; Chiroptera; Hipposideridae
Gene: BLID
Product: BH3-like motif containing, cell death inducer
Exons: 1
Coding region: 1-330 (109 amino acids)
Source: RefSeq, a predicted model, not a curated record